UGGACUCCGCCAGCGGACACCUCGGAGGGACCGCCACUCUCCCGGAAGCAGGGGCCGGUGUCCCAAGGCCCGAGGUCCCCGGAGGCUGUGUCCUCGCGGCCGCUGCGCGUGGGGCCUCGGGUCUGCAGGCCCUCUCCUUUCCCAGGCAGGGCCCGCCCGCGGCGCCCACUCCAGAGGCAGGUCCAGGCGGGAGGGGCCUCCCGGGAGAAACAGGGCGCGGUCCCAACUGCACAGAGGCUCCGGCGCCACCCUUCUCGCCCUGCUGCAUCCCCCGUCCGUUCGUGUACACACACGCACGCCGACCCCACCCAGGAUCCAAAGCAAGAUUUAAAAGGACGUCUUUGCGUCUUCUACAGCUCCCUAUCAUCUUACAAGGGGGAAUUAGAAGCCGGGGAGAAAAACUUUCCACCGUCCUGCGCGUUUCUGCAGCCCUGUUCCCUGGCCGAGGAGUCUUUGCUGGAAGAGAUGGUGAUGGGCCAGGGUCCCCUGUUGUUGAUCUUCAUGCUGGGUCUGGGUCUAACCCCACCAGCCCUGACUCAGGAUGACUCCAGGUACAAACACUUCCUGACCCAGCACUAUGAUGCCAAACCAAGGGGCCGGAAUGCCAGAUACUGUGAAAGCAUGAUGGAGAGACGAGGCCUGACCGCACCCUGCAAAGACACCAACACCUUUAUUCAUGGCAACAAGGGCAGCAUCAAGGCUAUCUGUGGAAAUGAAAAUGGAAACCCUUACGGAGAAGCUUUAAGACUAAGCAAGUCUCCUUUCCAGAUCACCACCUGCAGGCAUGUAGGAGGGUCCCCUCGGCCUCCAUGCCGGUACAGAGCUACCUCAGGGUUCAGACACAUUGUUGUUGCCUGUGAACACGGCUUGCCUGUCCAUUUUGAUGAGUCCUUUUUCCGUCCAUAAUCGGAAGCCACAGCUGGCUUUUCUCUCCUUUUCUUGCAUUUCCCUCCACAUCCCAGAAUGGCAACAUUUAUGGCCAGGGGCCCAGAGAAUGAGCUGCCUGGAUCUCUUGUUUUCCAUUUUACAACAUGUCUAAUAAAUA
Molecule: messenger RNA, 1045 nt
Organism: Callorhinus ursinus (northern fur seal)
Lineage: Eukaryota; Metazoa; Chordata; Mammalia; Carnivora; Otariidae
Gene: ANG
Product: angiogenin
Biological process (GO): angiogenesis; defense response to Gram-positive bacterium; innate immune response
Molecular function (GO): nucleic acid binding; RNA nuclease activity
Source: RefSeq, a predicted model, not a curated record